Drosophila navojoa is the source of this 2406-nucleotide messenger RNA. RefSeq names its product coiled-coil domain-containing protein 170. NCBI's taxonomy places the organism in Eukaryota, Metazoa, Arthropoda, Insecta, Diptera, Drosophilidae. The record is from RefSeq and is a predicted model, not a curated record.
AUGGACUUUCUUUCGCAGAAUCUAAGCUAUAUCCAAGUAACGCUGUCUGCUUUGCAGCUGGACAAUUCUUGUGGAAAUACAGGGAUUACGGUGACAGAACAUCAUCAUGGCAUCGAUUUGACGACGACUCUGCGCAGUGAACUGGCCGCCUUGUCGUACAAAAAGGAGCGUCUGACUGCUGAGCUGGCUGAAGUGCGCAGCGCUUUGUGUGGCCGUGAAUCGGAUGUGGAGAAUCUACGUGCGCAGGCGGCACGGCAGACGGCAUUGAUCGCAUCCCUGCAGAGUCGACUGCAGGCGGCCGAGCAGCGGGAGCAUGCGGUGCAGACGCGCUGCGAUGCCACCAUAGAGACGUUGCAGCGCGAGAAACGCUGUUCGGACGAGCGCAACAAGGAGCUGAUCUGCAAGCUGCAGCACCUGGAGGCGCACGCUGCCAGCGAGGAGUCCCACAAGGAGCAGGCCAAGGCUCAGUAUCACGAGCUGCUGCGUCGCCUGAGCGUCUGCCUGGGCCUCGACGAGAAUGUCCAUGCGUCGGCCGAGUGUGUUGUCUCCCGUGUGGAGGAGUUGGUGAUCGAGUUGCAGCGUGCCAAGGCGAAGGUCACGUCCACCUGCGAAACCCUCAGCUCUUGCGAGAACGAGCUGCUUAAUCUGAAGUCGUUGGCUAACAUUGAGAAGCAGCGCCUGAGCGCUCAGCUGGACGGCGCCGGCAACCACAAUCAUGAGCUCGAGGGUCGGUGUCGCCAGUACGAGCGGGACUUGCAAAUACAACGGGAUCGUCUCACCGAAUCGGAGAUAAAUGGUGAGAAGCUGAAGGAGGAGCUGCGUGGCUUCGAAUCACGAUGUCAUCGGCUGCAAAAUAACUUGGAUCGCAUCCAGGGCGAUCGGCUGCAGUUUCUGCGGAAUCUCAGUCAUUUGGUAAAUGUGCCCGAGCCCUGCGAGACUUUGAUCAAAGAUAAGCUGCGUGAGCUGCUCGGCGAGAAUCAGGCUUUGCAGGCGCAAUUGCACUCGUUGCGCGAUCAGCUGAGCAGCGAGCACGAGAAGCUGAAGGAGUCGCGUGAGUCCACGGAAUGCCGUCUACGUUCGAGUGAGGCGGAAAAGUGUGAGCUGGCUGAGCGGCUGGAUAAGUGCCAUGCGGAAAUACACACGCUGCGCAAGGAUCACAUGGCUCUGUCCGAGUACCUGCAGCGGCUGGCCAAUGCGCUCAACUGGAGCGAAUGUACGGCUCCACCUGCAUUGGGUGCCGACACCAAUCUUAUGGCCGAGAGCCUGUUGGAGCGUGCAGAGCGUUUAGCUGCACACUGUGACCAUGAUUUGGACAAAAGCUGUUGCGAUCAUCAUCAUCAGCACCAUCAUCACCAUCAUGCCGGCCAGGGAAAGCUGAGACGCGAACGAUCCUGUCACGAUCUGCCGAUCAAGGAGAGCAGCAGCGUUUACAAUUUGCAGCGCCGCGUGCGCGUUUUGAGGGAGCAGGUGCAACGCCGAGAUCUCCAUCUGGAGCUGCUGCGUCGCAAGCUGGCCAUCAUUGAGGACGGGGCACGGGGCAAGUGUAUGCUGCAAGGCGAACGAGAUGACGCCGUUUGCCGUGCCAAAAAAGCGGCCAAGCAAGUGGAUAAGCUGAGCGCUCAGCUCGCCGAUGCACGCACCCAAAUCGCCGAGGUUAAAGCGCAGCUGGCGGAGGCUGUGGAGUACAAGAUCACAGCACUGGAGCGUGCUCGUAAGAUUGAUGAGCUGAGCACACAGAUCUGUGAUCUGGAGGAUGAGAAGACUAGGCUGCUCUCGCAGCUGAACGCGAUGAAGGAACGCAUGAAAUCCACCUGCGAAUCCAAUCAAAAUCGACGCUGCCGUGACGAGGCGCUCAUCAAUUCUCUGCGCGACGACGUUAGCCGUCUGAGUGCCCAGCUAUCGGAUACAAAUCAACGCCUAUCGCACUUGCAGUCAUUCCGCACUUCGGUCGCUCGCACUUUACAUUUGCGAGAUCUGCCCGAAACGGAUCUGCUGCAUCGUUUGCAAGCGCUGUGCUCUGCCCACCAGGAGUUUACCCUGCUCUCUAAACGCUAUGAGACUGCCUCGCCUGUUGGCGAUCAUCCUUGUCCGCGCUUCGAUGAUCCCGUGCCACCGUCCAGCCAUUGCCGCCCACCGCGUGAUCUCAGCCCGGAGAGCAUGCAUCGCCACACCACCGCGGGCAGUGGCCAUCAUCACGACCACGCCCAUUCGCACGGACACACCCAUUCAACCCUGCAUGGUCGCCAUCAGAGGCAACGCAGCAAGAGUCGCGAUAAGCGUCUGCACGAUGAGUGCUUUGACUCAGAUGUGCAUCGCUUGCAUCACGGCUGCAAGGAUCCGUUGUUGGGCAACAAUUCGGGAGGCAGUUGUGACGAGGACUUUGACUUUAAGAGCAAGUAUAUUUAG